UUUCAGUGGUGGUGGAGGUAUUUGUCAGCUGAUCCUGCAAAGCAUCAACUGCAGGAUAAUUUACAAGAUUCCACUGCUCAUAUUUAUUUCCAGUUCCAGAUGAGAUGUGCUCAUGAGGCCAUAGCUCUGCACAUUCCCUGAGACAGGCACAUAUUUUGUUGGCCUUCAAGCAGAAACUCCUUUCUGAUGAUCUGGUGGAAGUCUGCGCGUAAUCGAAACUCUAAAUCACGGAGCCGUGAAACGCACCGUGAGGAGCAGAUCAGCAGUCAGUCAGUGCAAGCCCUCUCCCCCCUCCACAAUAUGGGAGACCCAUUACUUUUUCCAUGCACGCACCGUACGCACGAGGACGUCACGGACGCGCAUACUUCCACAGCCCCGUAGAUUUCUCCACAAUUGCAAACUUGAUACCCCUGAAAGCAACGCAUAAUGUGUAGCAGCUGAGCGCACAGCUUUUUUCUGAAUCCGGCUCCUGCGUGAUACGAUAUGCCCACAGCCUGAUCGCAGGGCUUUUCAUUUUUUUUUAUUUAUUUUUUUUACUCGGACAGCACAGAACUGUAGCAGCUGACAGACGGAUGCGGAGGGAGGGGUGCCAAGCGGAUUUCUGCCGGUUCGGGGACUAGAAUGCUCCUCUGUGUGUGCACCGACGGAUGACAGCCUCCAACCAGACCAGAAACUUUCAGCUCUGCGUUUGAAGCAAAGGAGGAGGAUGUGAUUGAUUCUAUUUUUUUUAUUAUUUAUUUGAAACGCAACAGUCACGAUGCAGGUGCAGAUUGUGGGCUAACUGCGCGGAGAUGACGCGUUGCAUUGUGCCACACCAACUCCGCAUUGUCAGAUGCCAUUUUCCCGUGCGUUUCCCUCCGCGUCUGGAACUGGAAUCCCCUCGUUCUGGGCCUGCUGUAUAAUUAGAAGUUGGCGAGGCAGUUGCGAAAAACAAGCUGGCGCAAAUGAGAAGCGACACUGCGCGCAGUCUGUGAAGCUUAUGGGUCCUGCGCACUCGAGCUCCCGGCUUCCACUUGGAGAGGUGUGCUGCGGCGGCGGGGCGACGGCGCACCGGCUGUCGGCUUCACAUCUGGACCGCCUGGGUGCUGUCAUCUGCGGCCUGCUUGGACGGCGUUUUCCCUGAACUUGUGUGCUUUCAAGGCAGCGGACUUGGGGGGGUCGUUUUGGAUAAGGGGGUACAGAUUUAGGCUCGGCCUUCAGAGCCUGACCGGCUCAUUCUGCUAUGGGUUUUUGCGUGGUGAAGUCACGUAUGUUUUUAAAGGCAACGCUCCAGUGACACUGCAGUUUUUUCCCUCCACAGCUGCCACCGUCUGAAUAAACAAAUAAACAAAUAAAUAAACCGGUGAAAGUGGAGUAUUGUCCGUCGUACGUCUCAGCGCAGUGGGAUUUCUACGUCUGCUCGGCGUUCCCCCCUCACCCCACCCUUCCCGCGGUGACGGUUAUGGGUCGGAAGCGGUGUGUCGGUGCAGAUUGUUCCAAGAUGGCGGCCGGGUGCUGCGGGGUGAAGAAGCAGAAACUGUCGGGAUCUCCCGGGUCGGGGGGUCCCGCCGGGGUGGGGGCGGGAAGCGGGGUGGCAGGAAGCGGACAUUGCGGUUCGGAGUUGGGGAUUGGCUCCUCCGCGACUGUUGCAUCAACGGCAAACUUGAGCAGAGCCAACGGCCUGGGGGGAACCGUUAGCGGCGGCGGCGGCAGUAGUAGUAGUAGUGGUGGUGGCGGCAGCGGCGGUGGCACGAACGCGCUGUCUCCAGCCCCGGCCGGUUACACUACAUCCGGCCUCUCCCCGAAUCUCAGCCCGGGACCAGGUUCAGGAAGUGGCGGCAGAAAAAUGGUCGUCUCGGCGGAGAUGUGCUGCUUCUGUUUUGACGUGCUUUAUUGCCAUCUGUACGGAUACCAACCUCCGAGAACACCCAGGUUUACAAAUGAUCCCUAUCCGCUGUUUGUCACUUGGAAAAUAGGCAGAGACAAGCGGUUGAGGGGUUGUAUAGGUACCUUUUCUGCCAUGAAUCUGCACUCAGGACUCAGGGAGUACACCCUUACCAGUGCCCUUAAAGACAGCCGCUUCCCCCCUAUGACAAGGGAUGAGCUGCCUCGACUCUUCUGCUCAGUGUCUCUUCUCACCAACUUUGAAGAUGUCGGUGAUUACCUUGACUGGGAGGUGGGUGUUCAUGGUAUACGGAUAGAGUUCUUUAAUGAAAAAGGAUCAAAACGCACCGCCACCUACCUACCAGAGGUUGCAAAGGAGCAAGGCUGGGACCACAUUCAAACCAUAGAUUCCUUAUUACGAAAGGGAGGUUACAAAGCUCCCAUUACAAACGACUUCAGGAAGACCAUUAAGUUAACCAGGUACCGUAGCGAAAAGAUGACGAUGGGUUAUGCAGAGUACAUCGCCCACCGCCAGCACCAUCACUACCAGAACGGCAUUGGGCACCCUCUACCCCCCUACAACCAUUAUUCCUGACAGCGAGCCGCAUGACCAAUCAUUGGACCUCUCCGAGGACCUUUUCCCAGGAGAGCCCGCCCCCUCCUGGUCUAGCUAUUUCUACUACUGUACCAUUUUAUGAUGAUAGUUUCCGUUGCCAUGCUGGCCGUCUCCCAGACGUUGACAUGGCAACGGGUGGCAACAGAGCAUCAUUUGAUUAUGGCAAGAAAUCCAUGCAUUUCUUCUCCUUUUGCCUGUGGUUAAGUUUUUGCAGCAUAUGUAUGACUAUAACCCCUCCCAUUCAUAUAUCGGAAAAAAAAAAAUUAAACCAACAAGGAAUAAUCUUAAUGUUUGUAUUUUCCACAAACCCAAUCAGGUGUUUGAUUCUGUGGAUGGAAAAAAGUCUUUCUCUUGGAUUAGUCUGGCUACACUUCAACAGAUGCUGAAUGUUUUCUUCAGUUUCUGUCUCCUAACCAUCCAAACAUGUCAUGUAGCAAGAAAACUGCAGUUUCUCAAAGGCUGUGUGGCUCCGACCACUCUCAAAAAAAGAAGGAAAAAAAAAAACUUGGAUCUGUUCUAGCGUUUUAACUCUCGUAGUGUCGAUGUAGGAACAAUGUUUUUGGGAUAUGUAUACUCCAAAGUGUAGAUAGGAUUGUAACCAGUCUUGGCUGGUGGGGUGUUUUGAAUAUCACUAUGGUUUCUGUGUGUGGAUUUAGAUAUUUCUACAGGAUGAAGACUGGUAAAAAAAUCAUUAGGAAAAUGGUGGUGUGUAUUUUCAGGGAAAACUGUGGGGGGUAAAGUAACUGAUAAAAGAUUCCAGAGUUUGUUGGUUUUUUGAUGCUCUGUGUUGACUGGGGGAGGUCAGAUGAACCUCGUGAAAUAGGACUUUCUGAAAUCGUUUUCCCCCUCUGAUUUAAAACCUGCAGAGUUUUUGGCAGGGAAUCUGGACAGGGACAACCUGAAACCACUUAAGCCAUAUUCUCCAACACUUCAGUUGUGUGGUUUUAGGCGUUUGGUGGAUUUCAGCGACUGUGUCAUGUUCCUCAUGGAAGUUUAGUCUUGCCUUUUCAGAUUAUAGCUAACCAUUGUCACUCGUCCACAAUCUACGAUGGAUUUCUAUGAAACUAUUAAAAAAAAAAAACGGUCUCUUGCAAAGAAGAGUCCUUCCAGACGCACAAAGCCAGUGGUCAUGUCAACGUGCGUGUGUCAUUUGUGAAGUGUAGUGAAUCACACCCUCGUCCCUGACCCCCCCGACCCGUGUGUUUACAGCAGAGAAUGUUAUGAUUGGUGGUCCGUUUUGUCAGCUGUUGCGCAGCAGGAAACGCAGCUAGAAACCUGUGGCUUCGAGUGUUUUUGCCUGAACUUGUGUGUAGGGGAAGAAAAAGCCAUCGACACAUGAGCGGCUGUCCGUUAGGCUCGUUUAGCUUCCUUUAACGAAUGUUUGAACCGUAGCGGUCGGAGCUUCUGUCCGUGCUGUAACUGGAGGUUCGGUGUUUGUUUUUUUUUUGAGAGGUUCUCGUUACUUGACCAACACCGUUCGUGGUAACAGCCUUUACUAACUGACAGGUUCUUUUUCUUUAUGCAAAAACGUCAAGGGCUUUCGGCACUCCAUCCACAGUCACCCGAAAUGAUCCAGACUUCAGUUGUGUUGCCUUAAGUAAAUUAUUUAUUGAACGGUGGGCCAGCAGAUAGCGCUGUCGACUGUUCCUCUGGGAUUGUUGCGAAAAUCGCAGUGCUUGGAUUCAUCGAAGCUAAAACGGCGAAACUUAAACUUGGUUCUGAUCCGAUAAUCUGUCGGGACCUUCUAAAGAAAAGACUUGACACUACGCAACGAGGGACAGUCGGGCGCCGGUCUCCUGGCCCAUCAAAUACAGCACAACCUGAAUUUUUCUGCUGCAAAACCAAAUUGACCAUGCUCUUUUACAUAUAUGUCUUUGUAUACACAUGCAAUGUAUUCUGUUGCAUGUAUGUAUGAGUAUGAGACCUAUGGUUUUAUCCAUGAUAUAUGCUUGAUCUGUGGCUUAGACACUCUUAUUAACCAUUAAGAGAUUUAAAAAAAAAGACAACUAUGGUGCUAUCGGACCUCAUAUUGGGGUGGUCACAGCUCAUGACUGGUCAUGCGGACUCAUUAAUCAUAUCAUACUUAAAGAUGUAGGAUUUUCUCUCUCGCUGUGAAAGGAGUCACGACGGCACAUUUUGAUACUGACGGAUCAGCCUCUUUGAUACGGAAAAGCUUUGCUUCGGGAUCAAUUCCCUAUGGGAAAACCAGACAUUCUUAAUUAUAAUUAAGGAAGGACGGCACAGGAGGCUCCAGAAUGUACUGUUGAUGGUUGGUGUGGUUUCGCAGUGACGUAUGGAGAGAAAGUCCUACAUGUGUUAACUUUUACUCUCCUUGAUAUAUGCAGAUCUGUUUUACAGGUGUUUUUUUGUUGUUGUUUUUCUUCUUUAUCAGUCAACAGCCCUGCAGGUUUGAAAGGACACGAAGUCAUAAGAUAACCCCUCUUCCUCGGUUUCACUGUGGCCCAAAGUCAUGGCCGGGUUCGUCGACGUGAGAAUCUGGGACGGUAGUAGCGGUAGACGCCGUGUGCUCGUAUUGGUUUACAGAACAGGUUUUCCUCUUCGCUGCUGAAUCAUUUAACCUCUGAACGAGCAAGACGGCCUCUUUUUGUUUUGUUUUUGUCUUACCGCGACAAAGGAGAUCUAGCGUUUUAACGGUAGAGCGCGCAGGACGGCGUUCUGGUUCUGCACACGUUUCUCAAAGCAUCGAUACCUCAUGGGAUAACAGGAGCGACGGGUUUAGACUGUUGUAGCAGAUGCUGUGUGUCGGUUGGAGUUCCUGCGCGCUCGCUCUCGUUUUUCGGUGGAACGCUGGACUUCUACCUUUGACUGAACCAAAUAUGCCAGCGGCCAUGCCCAGAUGCUGCUCUUCUUCUGGUCUGGCUUCCUGUCCUUCCAAAAACCAACCCUGCUAUUGACUAAAUCUUUGUUUUUGUUUUUUUGUGCGAUUUAUUACCUGUCUUGUUACGCAACCCUGUAAUUCAAUGACUUCAUUCAUUGAUGCCGUCUUAAGGUCAAACAUGGCAUCAAGGCGGCUAACGCGGUUGCAACUUGUUACUUGUUUUGUUAUUAUUAGUAUUAUUAUUGCUCUAAUUUUCAUAAUUAAAAAAAAAAUCCCAUGUUGUGCCUCCUAGCUUUGUGGGUUUAUAAAUGUUUUUUUUUCCCCAAAGACCAGCAGUUAUACUUUGUAUACAAGAUGAAUUUUAUUUCCCUUAUUUUUUAUGCCAUUAAAAGUAAAAAAAAAAAAAAAAAAAAAAGCCUGUUUUCUUUACUCUGGACCCAGUAGCUGCACUGGUAUACAAUCGCACUGAUGGAUAAAUAAAAAAAAAAAAAAAAAGAAUCAAUAAUAAUAAUGAUAAUGACGAAUAAGAACUUCAAUAAAAUGGUGUUUAAAGCUUUUGUUAUAAAAGGAAAAAACUACAAAAAAAGACUGUUUUGUACAUCAAAAUGAAUUCUUUUCAAAGGAAUAUUUUGGAUCUAGUUUCAAAAUUAUUUUAGUGGUUUUCUAUGUUCAGAAUAUUUCAGACACUUGACUUCUAAGAAGUGUCACUGUACAAAAAGACAUUUUUUGUUGCAGUGCUCUGAUGGGCUGGGAGGGUUACCUGGUGUAACUCCUCAUACCAACUUUUCCGUUGAUCUUUUUUUUCUUUUUGCUUUUUUUUCCUUUUGAAAUUGAGUUUUCUGAGAAACAACGAUGGAAGUAAUGUAAACCGGGAACUUUCCAUCCACACCCUGUAGAGCUAGGCCCUCAACCCUUUCCUGUUGAAUUGCUGUAAGUGUGAUGGGACUUGAAACGGGCAUUUAUUCAAAUAUGGCUCUGGAUGGAGGGAAACGAUGAAAAAAAAAGAGGAAUUUACAAAAAGAAAAACUAAAAUGGGCAAAAUGCAAAAAACUUCAAUGAAAUGUGGGAAUGGAUGGAAAACAAAUCUUAUAUAGAUGGAUUAUUCGAGUAUGUAAGCAAUGGCUGUGAAGAAAAUGUAGUUUUAAACCUUGUUAUUACCUUUUAAAAUCAUUUAUUCAAUAAAAACAAAUACAAAAGCCA
This is a messenger RNA of Oryzias melastigma (Indian medaka), 6518 nucleotides long. It is a transcript of the gene ammecr1, whose product is annotated as AMMECR nuclear protein 1. The record is from RefSeq and is a predicted model, not a curated record. The coding region runs from base 1442 to 2458 and encodes 338 amino acids. The transcript has 6 exons. Lineage: Eukaryota; Metazoa; Chordata; Actinopteri; Beloniformes; Adrianichthyidae.